AUGAACUGGACCGGGGGGCGCUUGCAACGCUACUCUUAUAAAAACUACAAAUCUCAAAAGGCUGCUCAGAAGCAGUAUUUUGCAAGGACAAGACUGAAAGCCCAGAAAAGACUCCACCAAGGGCCGUCUUCAUCCUCCGCGAGAUCAUUGCUAUCGCAGCGCCUGCCUAAGGAGCUAUCCCACUCACAGGAACGCGAAGGAAUCGACCAUUACAUCGGGAAUGAGAGAAAAGUAGACAAAGACAUCUCAUCGGAUGGAUCCAGCAAUCGCAGCCCUGAAACUGAAGAGUCGCAAGACUUUGACCACCUCAGGCGAAAAUUACUCAAGAGACAAGACUGGGCCAGCUUGGCUGUCGUUCGGCCACUUAGGACAAGUAUGUUUCCCAGGAGCAGUCCACAUGCGGUAAACAUAACAAGAAGGCGACAUCGCCAACAGCAAAAGAUGAAGCACCGGAUACCCUUCCAAGGGGAGGGCCUGGACGCAGACAUCGCAAUAGGACAAAUGACGAAUUUUCCCGGGGGUUAUUUAAACGAAAAUAGCCCUAACGACAAAGAAAGUCUACUCCUAGGGCUCGAAACGGAUAUGGAGAAAGCAAGAAUCUCCAACUCACGUAAAUUUCGUCGUACGGAGGCAAACUCACGCACUAUCGGCUUGUGGAACACACCGAAUCAUAGUGAGAAAGAAGGGGCGGAACUCCCUGUCUUGGUUGCGGGGGGGAAGAGCAGCUGGAUUUCAUCUGCAGAUUGCUGGAUCUGGCAUCCACCUACCCCAGCCAAGCUGAAUAGUCCGGGCCGAGAUAACCUCUAUGACGAACUACCAGAUGACUACUGGUCUGUGGUGGGAAGCGAACCAACUGCCCCGAGCCAAGAUCCGUCAGAAUCCAUGUUACUCGAAAUUGAAGAGAUGCAUACCAUGGGGCCAUUCGAGAAAGAGUCGAGAAAUAACAUAUCGGAUUGUCAACGGACUACUUAUUCUAGUAGUGAAGGAUCACCAAAUGCCGGAAAUAGUCAGAAUUCAGCACACAGCAGUACAUCUGCGAUAACAAGCGUUUCUCCACUACUCAUUCCAGAGAUGCAAGGCAGACAUUGCAGGAACCCUGAAAGAUUCCUUGUCCAUGGCCUGAAACACCUAGUUCCCAAUACAUACGCUGGACAUGAAUUGCCCGCUGUACCUGAUGCGCGAAGAACAUCUGAUUCCGGGAUCUUUGAUGGUCAGUUCCAGUCCGGAAUCGGGAGCGAGUUGAGCUCUGUUGUCAACGAUUCGGCGAGAGGACAAAACAAGGUUCCUAGCUUGGAACUUAGGGAUUAUCUAUCAUCGUUGUAUCAAGUUGAGGACAUAGAGCAGGGUAACCCACAAGAACUACUCGUAUGUUUUCCCACGCAGCAGACAGCCCUGGACGUAGAUUGGGCAGCAAGGCCCGAAGUCCGCGUUCCAGCUUCUCGAGGCAUUGAUGAUUUGAAUCCUGUCAUUGACACGGACGGAGAAGGUCAUUUAUUGAAAUAUUUCAUGGGUUGGCCAACCAGUCAAGAACAGAGUGACCAUUAUACGCUUCUGUCCCCAGUAUGCAUGGAGGCCAGCGAUCUGUCUACUGCUGAAAAACCAGCCUACCCAAAUAGCCUGACAGAGCCUAGGAAUGCUAGCAGCGAAACUGGGUCUCAGGUAUGGGGUAAAAAGGCAACAACUUCGCGCGAUUCUGCGGAUCUCAGCGAGGUGGGAGGAUCCGAUCCAUCCAGAUGUGAAAUUUCCUCACAGGAUGCCGUGGUCGGUACCACUAGCGAUAGUUCUUCUACACAUCAGCAGCGUUUCUAA
Histoplasma capsulatum G186AR is the source of this 1809-nucleotide messenger RNA. RefSeq lists its product as uncharacterized. NCBI's taxonomy places the organism in Eukaryota, Fungi, Ascomycota, Eurotiomycetes, Onygenales, Ajellomycetaceae. The record is from RefSeq and is a predicted model, not a curated record. Bases 1 to 1809 code for a protein of 602 amino acids. The transcript is spliced from 3 exons.